AUGGAUGAGCUGCAGCAGGUGGCAGCAGCUGUUCCGCAGCAGCAGGUGCCCCCCAAUGGAGAGCAGCAGCAACAGCAACAGCAGCAGCAGCAGCAGCAGCUGCUGCAGCAUCAGCUGCACCAGCAGCUCCAGGAGGAGCUGCAGCAGCAGCUGCACCAGCAGCUACAGGAUCAGAUGCAGCAGCAGCAGCAGCAGCAGCAGCAGCAGCAGCAGCAGCAGCAGCACCUGCUGGUAGCAGCAGACCUUGAGAGGGGAAGCCAGGCCGAGGGUCAGGUGCCUCUCUUAGGGCAUCGCAUGCAGCAGCAGCAGCAGCAGCAGCAGCAGCAGUUGGUGCUGCAGCAGCAGCAGCAGCAGCAGCAUCAGCAUCAGCAGCAGACAAUGCAGCAGCAUCGACCGCGCCACCAACAUCGUCACAGCCGCACAGCAGCAGCAGCAGCAGCAGCAGCAGCAGCAGCAGCAGCAGACAGCCACUGGCUGCAGCUGAGGGUCUUCAGCUCCCUCACUGUGCAUGCAAUAAAUAUCUGCGUACACUCACUCAAUGCUGUUCUUCUCUUUAAAACGUAA
Molecule: messenger RNA, 564 nt
Organism: Eimeria mitis
Lineage: Eukaryota; Apicomplexa; Conoidasida; Eucoccidiorida; Eimeriidae
Exons: 1
Coding region: 1-564 (187 amino acids)
Source: RefSeq, a predicted model, not a curated record